UAAACUGUCUGUUUCUCAGCGAUGUAAGCUCCCGAGUCUGUUUAAAAGUAUAUGAAUCAAUAAUCUGUGAAACAUUUUAAAACAACAACGGCAGGAAAGACUCGUCCCCACAGGACACCGCGUGCUGCGCUAAAGGGUUAACGAUGAUGUGAGCAGCAGCUCCUUGCAGCACAAAGAACAAUCAGGAGGCAGGUUGGUGAGAAGCUCCUGCGUCGAGUUUUCAGAGCUGAGAUGCAACAUUCCCCAGCCUGCAGGCGAAUCUGACGACUGCUGCACACCAAAUAUCCUGCCUCACCACGAGCGGCCAACGACACGCUCCAUCUGCAGCAAACACACAGGGAAAGAAGCCAUCAGCGGUCAUGGCAGUAAUGGCUUUAGAAACACAGGCUGGCCUGAAGGGGGCGCUCUGUUAUAUGCAUUUAUGCUCCCAAACCACUUCCUGUUAAUAUCACUGUACAGGAACCUGCUAUAAUUCAGCUGCAGGUGCAGCAGGGGGCGCUGUUCCUAGACAAAAAUAUUUUAUUUUAGUCUGUGUAAAUUUUCUCACGCUGUCCAUAAAAAACCCCCAGCGUUCUGCUAGUGCGUGCCGAUUGGUCGGUUAAUGAUGUAGGACAGGGCGUUGCCGCGAUGGUGGUUUCCAAAGGAUCGUUAAUAUGUUACCUCUGAACUAUAGCCACUGACUCAAACCCUCCUAUUUAAAAAUAUACAGAAGACAAAAAUGUUUGCCCCGUUCAGUCUGGAUGAACUCGAGAGCGCCCCCUGCGGUGAGAAGCUCUGUGUUUGUGAGUCUGUGAGGACUAGCAUUAGCCUCAACUGGCCGUUAGAGGAACUGCAUCUUUUGGUGGGUCCACUUUUAGUCACUGCCAACCGCUAACCGUCAACCUUUUUAUUACUGCAACCAUGACAGCCUCUAGUUAGGGUCCUCGCUUCUCUGACCUGAGAACAGAGGUGAGCUUCACGACAGCGACCAGUCAUAGAAAGGUGUUUUUGAUCGGUUGAAACGUGAACUUUGGCCCCUCCCAAAUUUCAAAGGUUAACCCUUGCCUUGUUGUCCGGUCCCUGCAGGCGCAGCAGUGCGAGCAUGCUGACCUGAUCCAAAAUGUGCACCUCGACCAACAGCAGCUCAGUGCUGGUGGGCGUCUUCCCAGAUUACGGGAUUUCCCCAGACGAGAUCUUGGACACCACGCAGGGGCGGGCCUUCUUCGUGGCCACCAUAGUCAUUGGCGUGGUGCUGGUGGGCAUCAUGCUGGUGUGCGGCGUGGGGAACUGCCUCUUCAUCACCAGCCUCGCCCGCUACAAGCAGCUCAGAAACCUGACCAACCUGCUCAUCGCCAACCUAGCCGUGUCGGACGUGCUGGUGGCAGCGAUCUGCUGUCCCUUCCUGCUAGACUACUACGUGGUGAAGCAGCUGUCGUGGGAGCACGGCCUGCUGCUCUGUGCCUCCACCAACUACCUGCGCACCGUCUCGCUCUACGUGUCCACAAACGCUCUCCUGGCCAUCGCCGUGGACAGGUCCGGUAAAGCGGCUGCACGCAGAGACUCGGAGCUGAAGUGAGGAGCGAGCUGUGAGGUCUUUGCUCAGCAGAACUGUGGCUGCUGCCGAGUGUUAGCGACGCUGCGUCGUCCAUGGAGAGACUUUCUGAUCCCGUUUUUGUCGUUUCCAGCUGUUUGUAUCUUAUGUGGAUGAAAAUAUUAUUAUUAUUAUUAUUUACAACACUGAGGCCAGAGACCUGUUUAAACUGGAUUGCAUUAUUAGGGGCGUGGCCUCUUUGACUGACAGGUGGCUGUCGCUGCUAGCGUCACCUGAACUGGACGUCUGCACCAUGUUUGUGAUGUUGGAGCCUUAAGGAGCAUUUUAAUGACAUCAUGUGACCAAUAACAUGGCUGCUGUGUGGGUAAUUGUGGGAAGUUGCUAACUAGCAUUAGCUGCAAAGUUAUCUAGAUAUGGUCACGUCCUACGAAGCUGAAGUGAGGCUUCAGGAAGACGUGUCGACCACCCCUCAGCGUUCGGGGGCCUCAGUUAAAGUGACAUAAUCAGAGUUUGGUGCGACCUCCUUCUGCCCUCACACCAGCAGUUUGGAAGGAGUCCACCACAUCUCCUCCUGCCUCUUCUUCUUCUGUGGAUUUCAGCCCGACUCCCUGACCUGCUCCUGCUGUUCAAAGUAAAACUGUUGGUAAUGCAGCAGGCUGCGUGCGCAUGCACGAUUCUCCGCUCAUAUUCAUGUCAAAUAAAGAUGCAUUUUUAAGCUUGUAAUGAAGGAGCAGAGGUGAGAGCUGGAGUGGUGCGUGCUGGUGUUCGUGCAGCUUUCAGAGGCAGUUUGUACCUCGGUGCGCUCUCUGCGUGGGCUGGUUUGAUCUUUAGACCAUCAGUUCAGCCUCCGCCAUCGUUUCCACCCUCAUUAGUGCCGAUCAGCACACAGCUCUGUAAAGCCGGUCUCUUAUUUAUGUUCACGCAGCAGCUUCAGACGCACAGACUCAAAGUCAGCCAGCGUCCUCUGUAGCAGCAUCGAGGGAGUUUAUACUGAAAUCAAUACUGCCUGUUCUUCCUCACAUCACAGGGUUUCUGACCUUUCUCUGGUGUGUGUGCAGCGCUGUCUCACAGGUUUGAUCUGCAUAUUUGAAAUGCUGCUGUUGUAUAAUCUGCUUAGCAACGAUGAACGCGAACCUGAAGAGAACAAUGACUUGCUACAGUCCCUCCCUGCUGAUUUGCAUUGUGUGCCCAUGUUAGGGUUCACUCACAUGGUUGUAAGUGUUUUAAUAUUCAUUGCAUUGCAAAUAAAAAGCGCCUGAAAUGGACGAAGCAAACACGUACAGCUCUGUGAAAACUAACUGCCUCUCAUCUUAAAUCAUGAACGACCUGGAGCUAAGUCCAGCUUCACUGCCGGGCCUGGUUUAAGUCCAGACUUUGAGCCAAUCAGAGGUGGAGCUGCUGGUUCCUGCAGAGCAGCCAGACCGUCACGCGACCACCACCCUGGCUGCUGCUGCUGGGAUGUUUCUGGAUGAAACGCAGAAAGUUCAGCUUCUGUCUCGUCAGCCCUCAGAAUAUUAUCCUCCAGAUGUUUGUUGGCAGAUGUGCGACGAGACUUUGUGAUCUUCUUGGUCAGCAGUGGUUUCUGCUUGGACUCUCUCAUCUUUGCCCCGCCUCUUUCUUACUGUUGACCUCUGACCUUAUCUGAGCCAGGUGAGUCUGCAGGUCUGCAGAUGUUAAUCUGGGCUCUUCUGUGACCUCCACAGCCUGAGAAAUGUCUCUGUAACCCUCUCAGGCUGAUGAUGUCACUGACUUUG
Haplochromis burtoni (Burton's mouthbrooder) is the source of this 3285-nucleotide messenger RNA. RefSeq names its product prokineticin receptor 1a (gene prokr1a). Gene Ontology annotation, molecular function: neuropeptide receptor activity. Gene Ontology annotation, biological process: neuropeptide signaling pathway. Lineage: Eukaryota; Metazoa; Chordata; Actinopteri; Cichliformes; Cichlidae. Gene Ontology annotation, cellular component: membrane. The record is from RefSeq and is a predicted model, not a curated record.